Protopolystoma xenopodis is the source of this 318-nucleotide messenger RNA. The record is from the annotation of a GenBank genome assembly. NCBI's taxonomy places the organism in Eukaryota, Metazoa, Platyhelminthes, Monogenea, Polystomatidea, Polystomatidae.
AUGGCGAAACUCACUUACGAUGCCGGCGAAACGUCUGGGAAUGUGCCAUGUCCACGGUCCGACUUUGGAAAUGAUGAAGACUCCUUGAAGUCUACUGUGGGAGUUUUAUGUGCUGACAAUGUCUAUCAUGACGGGACAGACGAGAGUCCACUCACGAAUCGACAAUCACAACGCCUUCGAGGGGGCCGAUUUACGAAGUUCUGCUUGACGUUUAGCCUUUUCGACGAGUUUCUGCAUUGCCAGCCUCUGCAGCCACAAGACCUGGAACAAGAGGCUCCUGAAGGCGUGUGGCAGGACUCGGUGCGAGUAAAGCUGUGA